This is a messenger RNA of Poecilia latipinna (sailfin molly), 2635 nucleotides long. RefSeq names its product ewing's tumor-associated antigen 1 homolog. Gene Ontology annotation, biological process: DNA damage response; positive regulation of protein serine/threonine kinase activity; regulation of DNA damage checkpoint. Lineage: Eukaryota; Metazoa; Chordata; Actinopteri; Cyprinodontiformes; Poeciliidae. Gene Ontology annotation, molecular function: protein serine/threonine kinase activator activity. The record is from RefSeq and is a predicted model, not a curated record. Gene Ontology annotation, cellular component: nuclear replication fork. The transcript is spliced from 6 exons. Bases 191 to 2029 code for a protein of 612 amino acids.
UCAGAGUCAAAACCUAUUCGGCAUCCGUAGGUUACCGACGUCACAGGAUAACAACAUGGCGGCUCACUUCGAUUGAAUGCAAAGACCCAAAACAGAGAUUUUUCUACACCCAGCAGGUCGCGAGCCGCGCUGUUUUCGGCCCUCCAGUAUUCCUUUGAAACAGUUAACAGAAUAAUGGUUCCCGCGAGCCAUGUCGGAGCCGGGGGCAGAAGCUGCUGCUGGCAGCCCUGAGUUCUCCGAGCUGUGGAGGAAGAUCUCUGAAGUUGACCGCGGCAAAAGACAGGCCAGGAGAGGCGGACAGCAGAUGCUAGCCACAGCAACUUCUCCUGGAUGUAACGAUUUGCAGAGUCCUCGGCUCCGAGGCAGCAGCAGCAGCCGAUUCCUUGGCUCUAACGUGACAGAGUCUCCAGGAGAUGUUGAGGCUUCACAGGACAUUUUCUGGGAUGGCACAUCCCCAACUCACACUGGUCAAGGAUACAAGAACACCAGAGCUGUGAAAAUCUCUGAUAUUGUGAACCGCAUUGUUCCGAAGAAUAUAAAACGCAAAGUGACCGAAUCCUCAUUGCUGCACUGGAUCGACGAUGGCGCGAUCCCUUGCACCCCUGACGUUCCGAAGCAACGAAUCCGGAAAAGGUCUUCCAGACAGAGCAGUGUGGAGGAUCUCAUGAAACUUGCCAAGCAGUUUGAUAAAAACAUGCAGCAAGAUGAGGAGACUUCUGCCCAACAGAACACCGUCACCGGUAGACUUCGUGACACUGCGGACGUCUCUGAAAACGUCGUCAAAGAACCGAGGUGUCCAUCUUUGUCGGAACAGGCGGAGGCAGAGCUUCGGGCUCUGUUUGACUCGUCCACCCAGGGAAUCAGCGGCAGGUUGAGCGAAGGCUCGGUCUCUUCGCAAGACAGACAGGACCUAGCAGAGACUCUUGCCUUUGUUGACCAGAGACAGUCAGAACCCAAACCAGCAGAAAAGCACUCUACAAAUAACUUGGUUGACUUUGAGGACGACUGGGACAAUGACGACCUACUCAAUGACUCCUUGAUCCUGGCACUGACGCAAGAUCCAAGCAAUCCUCCUAAGACCUUACCAAAGUCUCACACAAACACUACAGAGUUAGCUUCUGCUCUCCAGUCAACUAUGAAUAAGAAGCCGGAGAAGCCGUGUAAAACAAGUUUCGGUUUGCUGCAGGACCUGUGUCCAAAACCAAAAACUAGAACUCGUAGCACUUUUAAGUUGGAAUCCAAUCCUCACUUUCAGACUAUGCUGGAUAAGGAAGCUGCAAAGUCUGGUUCUACUGCUGUACAACCCAAAUCGAAGAGCACAGAGCAGAAACCUGCUACCAUAAAGACGAACUCCAAUCCACAAUGCGAAAAAGUGACUAAUGGAGUGAAGUUUUUUCAGCAGUCCUCUUUGGUUAAAGACGUUUCGGACAGUUUAUGGGACAACGGCGAUGACGACGCCCUCCUCUACCAGGUGUGCGACAGCGUGGAGAGGGUUUCCAACAGCCAGCCAGAUGAAGCGGCUCCAAAAAUCUGUGAGGGACAAAAAUCGAAAGGGCCUGUAGACAGACGCCAGAACAUGAGAGAUUGUGAUGUCAACGCCGAAUCCUCUGGGAGUUCUGGUGUUGGUGCGAACAGACGAUCAUCGGGUUCUUUCGUUCGUUCCUACUCGCUGCUCUUGACUUCCCGUGAAACCGGAAACUACCAAGGAUGGAACAUUCCUCUGAAAGGCGGCAACAACAAAUCAGGGAUUUCUCAAAGCUUCCCAGGUAGCCAAGUUGGUCCGGGUGGAGAUUUCUCCCAUGGCAACAUGGCUAUGAAGCCUCAUCCAGCGAUGACCAGAGUCGCCCAGAACUCCAUGUCCCAGCAUGCAGCAUUCAAGAGGAAUGUGUCUGACUCAGCCAUCACAAACAACAAAGUUUUUGUCACCAGCAAGACUGCAGGGAAGUGCUCUGCAGAGGAGAUCGAGAGGAAGAAGCAGGAAGCUUUGGCCCGGAGGCGGCUGAGAAUGCAAAACAGUUCAAAACCUUAGAGGAGCUCCAUCCUGACGGACAAAAACGUCUCGUGAUAAACUGCCUGCGAGCAAUCAGUUUAUUGCUGAUAAUCAGUUUAUCAUUUCAAACCAGCAGUGGCCUUACUUUCUUUCACCUAAAAUAGUUCCUGCACAUACAAAAUGAUUUGACAGUGACUUGAAGAAUAGUUUAAUUAAAAAAUGCAGUGUUAAGAUAAUGAUAUUCUUCACUUGGUUUAUGCCAUAUAGUUAAAAAUUUGUGGAUGUUUUCUAUUGUCUGACUGACUGAAACUGUUCUGGUUAAUUUUUUAUAAGUUGAUUCUGACUUGAGCAGAAUCAGAGUUUUGAACAUUACUGUAGCAGACGCUAGCAUAAAAGCUGCAGCAAAUGUCUGAUCUAUUUUGAACCUUGAAAUAAGUUCAUGCUGAUGAGACUGAAUGCGAUAAGAAUAUUUUUGAAUAAAUCUUGACAUGACACUUUUUUCACUCUUUUUUUUUUACACUUAUUUUUUGCAAUUAUUGUGCAAAAUGUGUACAGACAGCUGAAUCUGAUUUUUUUUUUAACACUGCACUCACUUGAAAGUUUUUUUCACAAUCAACAGCAAACAAUAAACAGAUUCUGAGUUAU